CAUUUUGGUCCUUCUCGGAAACUUGGACCCAUCGCGGGAUAAUCAUGGUUCUCAAACAAAGAGGUGGUUACUUGGGGGCUAUUACAAAGCUCGAGACUUUCAUCCAAGCAUGCAGCGAGCAGCAGUUUGUGGCAACAACCAGGUCAGCUCUCGAGUCUUCUCUGAACACUUUGGCGUCUACAAGGGCCAAAUACAUGGAGGUUCAGGAACAGGUGAUCGCUCAGCAAGAAUUGGAGAGCCACAGACAACGUGAGGAAGAAGCUCUCUCAAGCGUACUUGAACGAUGCGAUGCCUUGGAGACUCGCAUUAGGGAUUUGAUCGACCAAAUUCCGGAGAAUCCCUUGGACACUUCCAUGGACGAGAUGAAGACGUGGAUGCAGGAGCGGAUGGAAGCCCAGCUGAAGGAGCAAGAGAGAAGGCAUUUGCAAGAAAUAAAUAAAAUGAGUCAGAAAAUUGCCUCUCUCUCUGCUCAAGCUCAAGAUGGCCCGCCAAAGCAGGAAUUCUCCAAUGAAAGUAAUAAGUCUCUCAUCAAGGCGAAGGAAACGCAAUCUCAACUCAUGGAAGUCAUGGCAGGGGGAGGAUUCGUAUUAGCCAAAUGGGUCUCCAAUCAUCCGGAAAUCCAGCCAAAUGGGGCAUCUAAAACAAAUACGGCAAUUAUUCAAGACUCCACCAAGGCUCUCGGACUCAGAUGGAAUGCUGAGUUUGACACUUUCCAUUUCAUUUCGCCAAUUUCAACCGAUGUUGAGAGAGUCACGAAACGAUCUGUGGCAUCCGCCAUCGCAAAAAUAUUCGACCCUCUCGGUCUCAUUGGACCUGUAAUUGCCGUGGCGAAAAUUAUUCUUCAGGAGCUUCAUAAAUUGGAAGUCGAUUGGGAAGAUGAAGUUUCUGGGGAUUGCUUGGAUCAAUGGCAGUCAUUUGUUGGCUCCAUUCAAGAUCUUCAGGCCAUUAGCAUUCCCCGCUGGAUCUCACAAUUUCCAACUCCAUCUUGUCUAGAAUUGCAUGGAUUUUGUGAUGAGCUCGGGAAUCGAUGUUCAUCUCUACUCACUUCCAAAUCGAGGGUAGCUCCACAGAAGAAUCCCCAAACCAUUCCGCGCCUUGAACUUUGUGGCGCACUCUUGCUUUCGAAUCUCAUGGAGAAGAUCAAGGAGAUCUUUGCCCCCGCUGCUAUCUAUUUAUGGACGGAUUCUACGAUCGUCCUAUCGUGGUUAAAUUCCCCUCCUGACUCUUACAAGAAAUUUGUGGCCAACCGAAUCGGGAAUAUCUUGAAAAUCACUUCGGCUCUUCAGUGGAAGCAUGUUCCUACACUGGAUAACCCAGCUGACCUUAUUUCAAGGGGAGCUAGUCCCAGUCAGCUUUCCGCCUCUACUUUGUGGUGGCAUGGACCGCCUUGGCUGAAGUGUGAUGAAUCUGAAUGGCCACAAAUUCCACCCAAUUGUAUUCGCCAUGUUCCUAAUGAUGCCAAGGCUUCCGUAAAUUUCUUCUCUACUUGGAUGGAAGAAGUAUCAUCUCUAAAGCGACUUCAGUUUCGCAUGGCAUUUGUCUUGCGCUUUAUCCACAAUUGUCUCCAUCCGGAGUCAAAGCGCACUGGAAAGUUCUCGGUCGAGGAAUUAGAGCGUGCUCUACGAAAAUUGAUUUAUCUCGAUCAACAUGAGUGCUUUCCUCAAGUUAUUCGUCAGCUUCAAAUUGGACGUGGCAUCAUGGCUCCGUGGAAGUUUCUUCAGUCGUUGUCUCCAUACUUGGAUCUUGAAGGACUUGUUCGUGUGGGUGGUAGACUGGAGAAAUCCCACGAAGCAUUUGAGACUAAACAUCCCAUAUUGUUGCCCAAGUCAACGCUACAGGAGCUCAUCGCGCAAAAGGAACAUCUCCGGCAAUUACAUGCCGCUCCGUCAUUACUCUUGGCGUCUCUUCGUCAAAAUUAUUGGCCAAUUUCGGGAAGAAACUUGGCUCGGAAAAUUGUACGAUCCUGUAUCACUUGCGUGAGGGCUCGUCCUAAGCCUUUGGAGCAGAUUAUGGGAGACCUACCUGCUCACAGAGUGACCUAUGAGCGCCCCUUUUAUGCCACGGCCGUAGACUAUGCUGGGCCACUGACCUACAAGCUCAGCAAUGUGAAGAAAUCUAAGACAGCUAAAGCCUACAUUUGUCUUUUCGUCUGCCUGUCAGUGAAGGCAAUCCACUUGGAGUUGGUGACGGAUCUGACGACAGAAGCGUUCUUGGCAGCUUUCCGACGAUUUGUGUCCCGACGUUCCGCCCCAAGACACAUGUAUUCAGAUUGCGGGACGAAUUUUGUGGGUGCAAGUCGGGAGCUAUGCAAACUCCACUCGAAUCACGACGAUAUUGCUGAUGCUACCUCUGAAAUUGGAAUCGUCUGGCAUUUUAACCCGCCUGGGGCUCCACAUCAGGGAGGGCUCUGGGAGGCAGGAGUUAAGAGCGUUAAGUUCCACCUGAAUCGUACUCUUGGUCAAACGCUCAACACUUACGAGGAAAUUGUCACUAUUCUCUACCAGAUUGAGGCUAUUCUAAAUAGUCGUCCACUGUGUCUCGCGUCUGAGGAUCCAUCUGAAACAGAUUAUUUGACGCCAGGACAUUUCCUUGUGGGUGCCCCAUUGAAUGCAUUGCCCAAUCCAGACCUUUCCCAUAUCAACACUAACCAUCUUGGGCGUUGGCAAUAUUGCCAGGAGAGAAGCCAGCACUUUGCUUAUCGCUGGAAGAGAGAGUACUUAAAUACUCUGCAACAAAGGAUGAAGUGGAAGAAUCCUCACCCGAAUGUCGACGUGGGAGACGUGGUCCUAACCCUGGAGGAUGUCACGGGGAAAUGGAUCCUUGGAAGGAUUGCAACAGUGCACUCUGGUGCCGACGGACACGUGCGUGUAGUUACUAUACGCACAUCCAAAGGAGUCUUCAAGAGGCCAAUCACCAAGGUGGCAUUCUUGCCAGUCAAGGAGCAGUCUGGGCCUACGUCCAUCCUGGGGGAGGAUGUACACGCCGCCACUGAGUAGCGAAAUAUCGGCGGGAAAAUAUUCACCACAUGCACUCUUCCCGCCUCUCAUAUCUCCCACUUCUCAUCCUCUCCCAAAUAUCCCGUUCGAUCCUCACUCUCUCACUCUCCCCUUUCUUUGUGCAAAUUGAAAAAUGAGUCUUACGCAAUCACCCAAGCCAUCAGCCACAGUGCCAAAAUUUGUUAAAUAAAAAAGUCUUUAAAAGUGAA
Molecule: messenger RNA, 3205 nt
Organism: Phlebotomus papatasi
Lineage: Eukaryota; Metazoa; Arthropoda; Insecta; Diptera; Psychodidae
Exons: 2
Coding region: 45-2996 (983 amino acids)
Biological process (GO): DNA integration
Molecular function (GO): nucleic acid binding
Source: RefSeq, a predicted model, not a curated record